Molecule: messenger RNA, 995 nt
Organism: Lindgomyces ingoldianus
Lineage: Eukaryota; Fungi; Ascomycota; Dothideomycetes; Pleosporales; Lindgomycetaceae
Exons: 2
Coding region: 142-894 (250 amino acids)
Source: RefSeq, a predicted model, not a curated record
CCCCUCAGCAAGCACGAGCAAGCACCAGCAUACUAAUUGCCACCCCGUUAACAACGCUUUGAGACUUCCAAGUCACCCUGCCUCGUCCGAAUACGACUUCCACACUAUUCGACUUGCCUCCGACGCGUUGCUCUCGUCAACAUGUCGUUCGUCCUUACUGCUGAAGCAAAAGCCACCAUGCGGGCCAACCUUGAGCUCGAGUUGGCCGCAAGAAAGGAGAAACUGCUUGCAAUGUACGAUGCCCAGGUCGCCAGUCUCCGGUCGCGCUUAGAGCGUCGCGUCAAUCGUAUCCCGAACAAUAAGCGCAACAUGAAGAUUAUGGAUCUGCUUGACCCGACUGCCUCCAAGGCCACCAGCGCCCUUUCAAAGGCACCAGCUAUCAAUUCCAAGCGUACUCGCCCGGUUGCACGUCCUGCUCCUACCCGCACUGCUGCUGCUCCUUCUGCUCCUGCGUCUCUACCACCGGGUUUGCCACCUCAGCAAGUCCUACCACGCCAGCAAGCCGAGUCGCGUCAGCAAACAGAGCCACGCCCACAAACCCAGUCGCGUCAACAAAUCCAUCCACAACAAAUCCAGCCCUCGCAGCCGACACAGUCCCGAAAGCAGGCACCAAUCCGCGGCGUGAAGAGAUCAAGCAAUGAAAUGGCUUCGGACAAGGAGAAUAUGGCAGACCACCAACUUUCCAUCCCUAAAAAGAGAGCCAGGGCCGCAGCACCGCGGAAUGUACCUGUUCCUCGCAACCCCCGUGUUGCUGCCGCAGACCCAGCUCCCGUCCGCACCACUCGCGCAGCUUCGCGCAAGCUUGCUGCGCCUGAAGUCUUGUCGCCAAAAUCUAGCAAUGCGCGCGCCAACUCGCGCACCAUUGCGCAAACUCGCGCUCGCCGCCCACGGUGAAGUGCUUGACUGAUUUUAGGGACUCGGCGUUUAGAAUAACGAUUAAUGACCGAUUCUGAGUACUGGAUGUUUUGGAUCACGGGUUAUGACGGAAACCCAGG